Messenger RNA from Striga asiatica, 1035 nucleotides. NCBI's taxonomy places the organism in Eukaryota, Viridiplantae, Streptophyta, Magnoliopsida, Lamiales, Orobanchaceae. The record is from the annotation of a GenBank genome assembly.
AUUAGAUCUCGGCUUCUACCAUCUUUCCUGGUCAUACGUGGAACUUCAAAUCCAUCUUCCGAACCUCAAUUACAUCGACCCUUGCCCUUUCUUUCUGGCUUGUCUCCGAGUCCUGGGAUCCCGGCUCUUAGCAUAUUUGGUAUUGGUAUCUCGGAACUCAACCCCAGCCAGGUCCUUGCUUUUACUCACCCAAAUGGGAAACUUCAAGCGAAAGCCCAGAUCCUGAAGUUUAGAGCAGGAAAACUCGAAAGCCUUCUUCCGAACUCGAAAUCCACUCUUGACUGGUCAAUUUCGAAUCGCUUUUCGAUCUCCUAUUUGACCCGAUCUUCUGAGUUGGGCGAAGAAGUGGAAGAGUUGGUUAGCUUCUCCUACUGUCGAAAGAUUCAUAUCUUAGUCGCCCAAUUGGGAAACCCUCUGUCUGAGGAUGGUUUCAAGGGAGCUCACUCGAGGCAAGUGGAAUUUCUCCCUCUCAUAUAUGGCUUUCCUUCUUCGGAUCGAGGACUGGGAGCUGGGCAAUCCAAUGAGUUAGGCUGGGGAUCUGGUUGUCAGACCCAUAGAAAGAAUUUCCCAACCCCGGAUAUCGAUCCCUCGAUGGCAUAUAUGAAAACCAGUAGUUUUUUGGUCCUUGCUUUUGAUCGCUCGUCGAUCCGAAGUCAGUGUCUUGGUUGUCGAUUUACUAGAUGCCAAUCUGUAUCCGCCGCUGGGUACCUCUUUCUUCCUUGGCAAAGGACUGUAAAUCCCUUUCCCAAAGUGGUUUGUUUCCGACGCCCGAGGUACGAGCCUUGCGCUCUAGCUUUCAGUUCUUGUCCUAGAAUUCGAGGAGUACUGGACUUGAAAGUGCUCAAGCGAGCUGCCCAGGCUUACUCUGAUCUGCCCUUUCUCGGUCACUCGAGUAAUAAAUUACCUCUUCUCUAUUCGCGAGUGAUAGCUAGGGAGAGUCCUGUGCCCAGUCAGUCUUCUUCGUUAGAUCUGUUUCGAUUGGUCAAAGCGGUAAGGGCAGGAGUUCACCCAUUUUCUCAAGAUCCUGACGCAUAA